Molecule: messenger RNA, 3271 nt
Organism: Nasonia vitripennis (jewel wasp)
Lineage: Eukaryota; Metazoa; Arthropoda; Insecta; Hymenoptera; Pteromalidae
Product: transmembrane protein 62
Exons: 13
Coding region: 924-2627 (567 amino acids)
Source: RefSeq, a predicted model, not a curated record
CGGCGCGACAUGCGCAGAGGCUAGACAAGCCCGCUCAUCCGCAGUCCAAGGUCCCGGCCAGUCGUGCUUCUGCUAUACUCGAACGACCACGACGACGACGACGACGACGACGACGACGACGAUCAUCCGAGAGACCCGUAUAUACCUACGUCGAACGUUUUUGCUUUUUAGAUCGUUAGAUCGCGUGUCAGGGGCCGAUAAAGCGCCGCCACGGAGGAGCAAUCAUUCAGAGCUCGAUGAAAAGAUGAAGACGCACUUCCUCCGCCACGAGUACGCCGCUGCCGCUGCCGCUGCCGCUGCUGUUGAUACUAGUGCUAUACUACUCGUGGCUCCGAGGCGGCAACUAUGUGAUGCUGCCCUGCCGCUGUUCCUCGUCAUCGGACAGCCGGAAUCAUCGUCGCUCCUGUCGCACGCUUCUUGCGCGCUGGAAGACCUUCAAGAGAUACCCGGUGUGAUUGGCGGACAUUAGCCUGCACGCGCUGCUGCUGCCGCCGCCGCCGCUGCUGCUGCUGCGAAAGAGAGGGAGAGAGAGAGAGAGAGAGAGAGAGAGCUGGGGAAAUGAAAAUUGCCAAGUUGACGCUGCUGGUUCUUAUGCUCGUGUUGAUACUGUCGAUAUUCGUCGCUAAUGUCGUCAAUAUCAUCGACGUCGAUUCGCACGGCAUCGCGGCCGGCGCCGCUGCCGAAUCGAGGUGGUCGAAACCGAGAAAGUACGACAUUGGCGAUUCGGCCGAUCACCUCCUCUGGUUUCUACAGAUAACAGACUUACACAUAAGCAUUUUCCGGGACCCACUUAGAAUAACGGAGCUAAAAGAGUUUUGUGAUAUAACUGUCGGUUCGAUAAAGCCCGAAGUCGUGCUUGCGUCCGGUGACUUGACGGAUGCAAAAACGGCGGACAAAAUGGGCUCGCGGCAAUUCUUGGAGGAAUGGCAGCACUACAAGAAGCUCCUCGACGAGUCCCGAGUUACCGAAAAAACCACGUGGCUGGACGUAAGAGGCAAUCACGCCUGUCAAUGUACGCAGACAACUUCAACGUCUUGGACAGCAAGUCGAAGGAGAACUACUACGCCAACUACUCGGUGCAGGGGGGCAAGCACCCGCGAUCUUACAUGCACCAGGUGCGUCACCCGGCCGACUCGAGCCUCUACUCCUUCAUCGCGGUCGACGCCUGUCUGAAGCCCGGGCCGAAGAGGCCCUUCAACUUCGUCGGUGCUCUCGAUCAGCUGGAGAUCGACCGGCUCAACGGACUCAUGAACCAGUCCCGGCAGAGUCAGGCCGACUACAUCGUCUGGUUCGGACACUAUCCCACCUCGUGCAUCGUCGCGCCCAACGCCGGCGGUGUCAGGGCCGUCAUAGGUAAAUACGAGGAGAGCAUGACGUAUCUGUGCGGUCACUUUCAUACGCUUGGUGGCACAGUGCCUAACAUGUACAGCCUGCAGCAGGCUGGCUUUCUCGAGCUGGAAUUGGCUGAUUGGAAAGAUAAUAGAAUGUACAGACUCGGCGUCAUCGAUCACGGGCAAUUUUCCUUCCUGGACGUCGGGCAUCGCGACUGGCCUGUCGCUCUAGUCACCAAUCCGAAGAAUUUGCAGUUCGCGAUGCCCCGCAAGGAGAAUGUACAAUCCAUCAUCGAUUCUACUCAUAUAAGAGCUUUGGCCUUCUCAAUUGUAGAUAUUAAAUCCGUAAAGGUGCGGAUCAACGAUGAAAGUUGGGUAGAGUGCAGAAACGUUAAGGGACCGCUCUACGUUGCGGAGUGGAAUUCCUCAGAGUACAAGACUGGCAUUCAUCAUAUUCAGUUGCAAGUUGUAGACAGCGAUGGCAGGGAAAAAAUCGUGACGCAGCCGUUUUCCUUAGAUGGAAGCCGGCUGACGUUUGGUAUCUUGCCGAGAAUUAUACUCAUGUCCGAAGUUAGCCGUAUUUUUCAGAUUAUGUUCGCUACGCUCUUCGUAAUGCUAGUUUUGCCUCUGUGCGGCUUACGAAUCUAUCAUAACACUUAUCAUUUGAUACACGGCAGGAGUAUUAGCCAACCGCGGAUACGCAUAAAAUUGUUCCGGUGGUGGCUCAGGAGUCAUUGGAUUCUAUCGACUGUCGAUCGGCUGUUCUUUCCGCUAGUUUUGUAUGCGAUAUACUUGCUCGUUGGACCAUGGACUAUAGGCGAAAUAAUUGACAAUCACACAGGAGUCAUUUUUGCGUGGGGAACAUUCGUCGGAAGUUCUUUUCUGCCCGGAUCGUUCACCUAUGCAUACGGUUUUUUCCAGCUGCUUUCCUUUCAUCUUCCGUUAACACUUAUUGUAGCGCACCGUGUCAGUAGACGAUUGCAGUUAAUUGAAAAACCUCCAAGAAAAUUUAGAAAUGUCUUAUCGAAAGUUUGGGAACAUGUGCCAUUUAUUUUGCUCGUAUCGAUGCAAAUAAGUAUGAUCUACUUCUUCUGGUUGGCUUAUGGGACUGUAGCGACUGUUUUGUGUCCGUUGAGGACCUGGAGCUUACUGUUAGCUAUAACUUUGUGGUAUCAAGUUUACAAAAUGCCAACAGAAUGUCUGAGAUCAGCAGCAACGGUCUGGUGUGCUCACGGCUGUCUUGUAUCAGAAGAAAAGGAUGAGAACCGACGCAGUAUUCACGGCGAUUCAAAGUAAAGAGCAAUAUCGGAUUUGAUAGAUCUGAAUUAUUAUACUUAUGAGAAGAAAAAAUACUCUUUUACGAAAAGAAAAAACUACCAAAAAUCUAAAACGCAUUAAACCACAAAGCAUUUAAAAGAUAUAAUACAUAGCAUCUCUUAUUUGUAUAUGUGUACAAAAAAAUGGAUGAAACCAAAACUCAUUUAUUUUUAAAACAUAUUGUGCAAAUAGUGCAACACUAAUCAAAAAUUAAAACUUCUUAAUGGUAAUCUUUUGCAGAAUAAAAUAUUUUUUCUAAAUUUUUAUGAUAGCUUUGUAAAGUACUUGAAUUAACGAAUGAUUACAAUGAUGAAUUCCAAGUAUUGACACCGAUGCCGUUAACUUUAACGAAGCAUGUGGGUUCAAUUUUUUGAAGUACUUUAAAAAAAUGCAAAAGGUAUUAAAACUUUUUAUUGUAAAUUAUAAAUCAACUCAAUAUUUGUUAGCAAAUAUCAUUGUAACUAUAUUAUAUUUCAAUAGCCUGGAAAAAUGUUUGUAAAGGCAAAUUAUAGAAUAACUUAAGUUACUAAAAUUCACGUGAUUCGUUAAAAAACUGCUUCCACACAGAAUAUUUUUUUAAAUUUAUGUAUACAAAGUUUAGUAAAUAAAGAAGAUUACGAAAA